Molecule: messenger RNA, 1971 nt
Organism: Penicillium maclennaniae
Lineage: Eukaryota; Fungi; Ascomycota; Eurotiomycetes; Eurotiales; Aspergillaceae
Product: Protein kinase byr2
Exons: 2
Coding region: 1-1971 (656 amino acids)
Biological process (GO): protein phosphorylation
Molecular function (GO): ATP binding; protein kinase activity
Source: RefSeq, a predicted model, not a curated record
AUGGGCCCUCUGCCGCUGAACUCCCCGGUGAUUCGGGUGAUCUAUACUGGCGGUCAGACCAAGGUUCUUGAUAUCCGCCACUGCAAGACACCGGACGAGGUCAUCAUUAACGUCCUUAAGAAAUUGCAGCUGCCUGAGCACCAGUAUCGAAACUAUUGCUUCUAUGUACUGGAUGGCUUAGAUGCAGAUCUCUCGAACUGCAGGCGGUUGACGGAGGCGGAACUCAUGGAAAUCUGCGAAGGCGUCAACAAGUCCGAGCGUGGUCGGUUGAUCUUGCGCAAAAUUCACGCCGGGGAACCUGACAUCGAUGAGGUCCGCCGGGCGUCUCAGCUGGCGGUGGAUGAAAGCCAGGUGACGCAUCGGAUGGCCUUGGACAAAUCCACCUCUCGCCAAAAGUCCAAGAUUCAACAGCUUACUGGAGAAUCAUGGCAUACUCUCAACACUAAGCAACCCCUCUCUCCCGUGGGUGCUCGGCAUCGUACAUCUUCUACGAAUACUACGAAUGAGCCAGACUUAUCACCUAAUAGCGAGCGCAACAAUCCCGUGGCCAAUAAACUGCGGUCGUUCUUUGGACAGAGACCGCCAAUCAUGACAAAGAAGACAUUGCGAAAACGAUGCGGAGAUCUCAACGUCUCAGUCGAGCAGCAAGUCGUCUCAGUGUUGUCAGCAAUUACAGUGUGGCAUCGAGUCUUAAAGAUGCACCUCCUCUUCCCCCCCCUACCUCCGAUUCCGCCCAUGCCCAAUAUUGCCGACACUUGGUUCCAGCCGGGUGGAGCACAGGCCGCCCGUGCAUCUCGGCCCAUCUCUACCAGGUUCAACCUACCACAGGCUUCCUAUCGCGAUUCGAUUGCAUCAAGCUCCCUACAGCCCCUUCAGGAGGAGUCUCCUAUUGAGCCGAACCGCAAAUCCUAUGUCUCGUUCGAUAGCGGCUCGGACGAAGCCAACCCAUCGCGCCAGAGUAUUCUGGAUGAGACUGCCAGUGUCAUUGCUACCGACGGACAUUCCUCUAAUGACCGUUCUAGUAUGAUUGUGCCCGACGAUGGGGAUGAUGAGGAGGUAGAGGAAGAUGACGAUGAGAAUCUGAUGAACGACUUCCUGGCUGGUAACAAUUUUGCGCCUAAGAACUGGAUGAAGGGAUCUCUUAUUGGUGAGGGUUCCUUUGGCAGCGUCUACCUGGCUCUUCAUGCCAUUACUGGAGAGCUUUUGGCUGUUAAGCAGGUCGAAAUACCUUCAGCUACCAAGGGCACUGAAUUUGACAAACGCAAGAACGGCAUGGUCACUGCAUUGAAGCACGAAAUCGAACUUCUGCAAGGAAUGCACCAUCCCAACAUCGUGCAGUACCUCGGCACCCAGGCUGACGACCAAUACCUGAACAUUUUCCUGGAGUAUGUGCCGGGUGGCUCUAUCGCUACUAUGUUGAAGCAGUACAACACCUUCCAGGAGCCAUUGGUCAAGAACUUCGUCCGACAGAUCCUGGCCGGUCUUUCCUACCUGCACAGCCAGGGCAUCAUCCACCGAGACAUCAAAGGAGCCAACAUCCUCGUCGACAACAAGGGCGGAGUCAAAAUCUCCGAUUUUGGUAUCUCAAAGCGCGUCGAAGCAUCCACCCUCCUUGGCGCUCGCGCCAGCGGCGGCGGCGGCGGCCAUAUUCACCGGCCAUCCAUGCAAGGCAGUGUCUACUGGAUGGCGCCCGAAGUGGUGCGCCAAACCGCACACACCAAGAAAGCCGACAUCUGGAGUUUAGGCUGUCUGGUCGUGGAAAUGUUGAGUGGAGCCCAUCCCUUCCCUGACUGCAGCCAGCUGCAGGCUAUCUUUGCAAUUGGAAGUAACCAGGCUCGCCCACCUGCCCCAGAACAUGUCAGCGAUGAGGCUAAGGAGUUCCUCGAUAUGACUUUCCAGGUUGACUUUGAGAAGAGGCCUAGUGCUGAUGAGCUGCUCAAGUGUCAGUUCUUGGCUAUGCCUAUGACGUGA